Molecule: messenger RNA, 2462 nt
Organism: Blastomyces dermatitidis ER-3
Lineage: Eukaryota; Fungi; Ascomycota; Eurotiomycetes; Onygenales; Ajellomycetaceae
Product: mannitol-1-phosphate 5-dehydrogenase
Exons: 1
Coding region: 444-1610 (388 amino acids)
Biological process (GO): mannitol catabolic process
Cellular component (GO): cytosol
Molecular function (GO): mannitol-1-phosphate 5-dehydrogenase activity
Source: RefSeq, a predicted model, not a curated record
AUCAUAAUAAUAAUCAUAAUCAUAAUCAUAGAUUUGCUCAGUCCCGGACCCCCGCCAAAACGGUGAGUAGAACCAAUCCGUAGAAUCAUAAAUAGAGCACAGCAUCCGCCCAAUCUCAGCUGCCAUUUCUCUCCCCUUUUUCCUCCCUUUUUCCUCCCUUUUUCCUCCCUUUAUCCUCCCUUUCCACACAACCUUCAAUCUCUUCCCUCCUCCUGUUCAACCAACUCACCCUCAGCUCUUCUUGAUAUCUUCUCUCCCUAGAUUCUCUUAGAUCUCCUCUUCUUGUCCACUCUAGCUACUCACCCACACUGUUGUAACCUCUCUCCUGAUAUCUAGAUACAAGGGAACCAACCCCUUUAUACUCUACCCCGCCAACCCUACAAACUACAACACAAUUAAUAAAGCACAUUUCCACUGACCCCCCUCUCUCUCCUCCCUCAACCAUGGGAAAGAAGGCUGUUCAUUUUGGUGGCGGCAAUAUUGGUCGUGGCUUCGUGGCUGAGUUUCUCUACGAGUCUGGCUAUGAAGUCGUCUUCGUCGACGUGAUGGAUAGUAUCAUCGAUUCCCUCCAAAAGACGUCAUCCUAUAUCGUCACAGAGAUCAGCGAACAAGGAGAACAGAAAAAAGUCAUCACCAACUACCGCGCCAUAAACUCUAAACACAACCUGGACGACGUCAUUAAGGAGAUAUCCACCGCUGAUGUCGUCACCUGCGCCGUUGGUCCUAACAUCCUGAAGUUCAUCGCCCCACCGAUCGCCAAGGGAAUCGAUGCUCGAACAGGGUCUAAACCAUUAGCUGUCAUUGCCUGUGAAAACGCAAUUGGAGCCACAGACACCCUGCACGGCUUCGUCAAGGAGAACACUGAAGAAUCCCGUCGUGCGUCGCUGUACAGUCGUGCCCAGUUCGCCAACUCCGCCAUCGACCGCAUCGUGCCCACCCAGGAUGCUGAUGCCGGCCUCGACGUCAAAAUCGAGAAGUUCUACGAGUGGGUCGUGGAGAAGACCCCCUUCGGUGACGUCGGACACCCAGAUAUCAAGGCUAUCCACUGGGUGGAUGAUUUAGAACCAUACAUCGAACGCAAGCUGUUCACCGUCAACACUGGCCACGCUACCGCCGCCUACUACGGCUACUCCACCGGCAAGAAGACGAUCAACGAUGCCCUAAAUGACCCCAAGAUCCGCAGCGAAGUCAACGCCGCCCUCGCAGAGACCUCAAAACUCAUCAUCGAGAAACACGGCAUCCCCGCCCAGGAACAGGCAGAGUACGUCAAGACGAUCAUCGCCCGCAUCUCCAACCCCUACCUCGAGGACAUCGUGCAGCGCGUCGGCCGCGCGCCCCUCCGCAAACUAUCGCGCAAGGAACGCUUCAUCGGACCCGCUGCACAGCUCGCUGAGCGCGGCCAGAGCGUCACGGCGCUGAUGAACGCGGUCGAGCAGGCGCUGAAGUUCCAGAAUGUGCCGGACGACGAGGAGAGCUUUGAGCUCUUCAGGAUCCUGAAGGAGAUGUCUGCCGCGGAUGCGACGACGAAGCUCACGGGCCUGGAGAAGGAUCAUCCGCUGUACCCCCACGUACUGGAGAAGGUUGACAGGGUUCAGAAGGAGACGAAAUAAUAGUCCUAGACUGACUGACCUCUUCUCCGUCUAGAAGGCCUCUCUUCUUCUUUCUUUCCAUUUCUUCUCUUGUUUUUUUUUUUUUUUUUUUUUUUUUCCUUUCAUUUAUUCUUAUACCAGUUUUCAUUCUACGAUCGAUUUCCCCCCCCCCCCCGCCUCCGUAAAACAAAAAGGCAAAAAAAAAGGCACGCUGGUAAUGUGCUAUCUAUUGGGGAAUGGUGUUCUUUUUUCGGCAAAACAAUGACAUACAUGACAUGACAUGACAUUGACAUGACAAGGGAAGGGCUAGGGAUAACUAGGGCCAGGGAUAGGGAGCAGGAGCACUGGGAAGCGAAAUGGGUUUCUUAUUUCUUAUUUUUUUAUUUUUUUUUUAAAGCAAGCUUUUAUGUUACCCAAGUUAGAAAUUCGAAAUUUCUAGUGUUUUAAUGAUUUGUAUUAACUAUUAAACAUUAAGAUAGCCCUUAGAAGGUAAUAAACUUAACUUGAUGAAUCUUUCAUUACUUUUUUCUUUUUUUCUUUUUUUUCUUUUUUUUUCUUUUUUUCUUUUUUCUUUUUUUUUUUCCUCUCUACUUCUCUGGGUUACUGGAUUAUUUCCUAUGUCCCAUAGUUAACUGCACUUGUGCAAGCAGUAAUUAUUGAAUAUCAUCACUAUUAGAGUUCCAAUCCAUCCCCCCGUGCAAUGAGUACUUGUAUGUACAGUACAUACAUUACAUAUCAACUGCAAUCGGUUGUCCGUAGAGAGGCAGGGGAUAGAUAGGUAGUGGCCCCCUCAUUCCUAAGGCGCUUUUUUUCCUUUCAAAUUCUUUUUCUGAAACGGAACUUAUGUGAUGGUUAUUAGUUAACUACCUUAUC